Fraxinus pennsylvanica is the source of this 537-nucleotide messenger RNA. The record is from the annotation of a GenBank genome assembly. NCBI's taxonomy places the organism in Eukaryota, Viridiplantae, Streptophyta, Magnoliopsida, Lamiales, Oleaceae.
AUGUCUAUCAACCUUUUAAGUCGAUCCUUUUCUACUGAUUUCUCGAAGGACCCAGAACUGAAAGAGUUUAUGGAAUACAUGGAUGGACUGAAGAACUACGAGAAAUCCGACGUGCCCAAAUGUGUCGGCACUGAUUCCGAUGAUGGGUUUGAUCUUCGUAGGAUGAAACGCCUCUUGCAAUUGUUUGGUAAUCCUCAAUCCCAGUACAAGGCAUACAUGGCUCUCAACGAUAUACAUCCUGCAAAGGAGAGUUUAAAGAAGGCAUUGGAUUUGGAGCUAAAUGAUGGAACAAGCACAAAAGAGGAAAAAACAAAGUUCAAACAUGAGCUUAUUGUCUCCGAUUUACUCUGUUUCAUUGUGAUCGAUAUUGCAUCAUAUGACCAUAUGAGAGUUGGGGUCCUUCUCCAUAAGGUCCUACGAGGGGUUCUGCUAGCAGCCACCAGUUUGACGACUUUCAGAAAAUCUGAGGCCCAAGUUUUGUUGGCCGUGACUAGUGUUCUGUACUAUUUUUUAAGUUUUUUUGGAAAUAAAAGCUGA